Messenger RNA from Purpureocillium lilacinum, 2646 nucleotides. RefSeq lists its product as uncharacterized. Gene Ontology annotation, molecular function: microtubule binding. Lineage: Eukaryota; Fungi; Ascomycota; Sordariomycetes; Hypocreales; Ophiocordycipitaceae. The record is from RefSeq and is a predicted model, not a curated record.
AUGACCGAACCGCAUCCCCUUUUCAAGCCCAACAAGCGGCACUCUGCCAUGUUCAACCACUCGCCCACGAGACAACGCGCCGCAGAUGACAUCCUCGUGCACAUCGCGCCCGCCAACGCGGUUGAGGCCCUCGCGUCGCCCCUGGGCGCACUAAAGGACUGCCUCGACGCGGCAUCUGCAGCCGAACGGGACUUUGCCAUGCGCACCGCCAUCGCCUCCCAAAGGAUAUGGGAGUGGGUGGACGAGCUGUCGGAAUGGGACUGGCCGGCUGCGGGCGGGUUCGCGGGCUUCGAGGGUGUAAAUGGGAAACAAGAAGAGCUUCCCACCAGCCCGACGCCAACGGAGCCGGCCCAUGUCCACUACUUGGGGAGCUUGUCUGCUAAGAACGUGGCAGCCUACGAGAGGAGGAUAGAGGACAUACAUAUCGCCAUGGAGGACCUCGAGCUCGAGGACAUCAAGAGCCAUGUCCUGCACAACCACAUCAUGCCGCUUUCCCGGCCCAACUCGCCCAUAAAGCCGCUGUCCCCGCAGGCGACGAUGGCAAGCUACAACAAGAUGGAGGACAUGACGGCCGUUAUUACCGCUCUCGUGGUUCAGACGCUUCCCAAUCUCGCGAAACUGUCGCGGCUGCUGCAGACCUGGACCGUACGGUUGCGUGUGCUUCACCGCGUUCCGCCCCUCUCGCUUGCCAUCGAAGACGCCGAAGUCGCACUCAAAUCAGGCUGGGCCGCCAUCACUCAGCCAUCCAGGAGAUCAUCGCAAAUAACCGGUGGCGACGAGACAAUAUCUCCGCCCGGGCUGAAGCGCGAAGACUUUGAGGUCAUGAAAAAGGUGCUCACGCAAAGGAUCACCAAGCCCGGAAGCAUGCUGGAUUACAUGUUGGACUGCCUCGAGGGCACGCAAGACACGCUGCCUGAAUCCUGGCUAGACCGCAUGGAAACUGUCGAGGUUAGCUUCAGCGAAUGGGUGGCAACCUGCGAGAGGAAGAUCCGCGAGGCAGACUGGACUGCUUCUGCCAGCGCCCGCGAGCAUUCCGCUGCAUCGCUCCCUUCUUCUGGUGCGACCAGCGGCCAAGAUCCUGUCAAGGGACUGCUCGUUGCUGAUGCUGGCUCCACGGCUGACGAACCGGACGUCGAUCAACACCCGACCAACGAUGAGGCCACAUCGUCCACACAGCUCGGACCACCCCGUGUCACCGUGGAAGAUGAAGCUGGAGCAACUUCGGACGCGAGCAGAGACCUCGUUUCUGACACGGCCAAGGACCAGCUACCGUCCUUUGAUCACCAUGUGCUGCCGGUUGAGGAGGAAGACGAGCAGGAGCUCCCGCCACUAAGGACCCAACCCAGCGACGCCAGCCUUGCAUCCCAACCAUCCAUCACUCUGCAAGGGGUCUCCAGUCAGUUUGACGCCCUUUCGAGCGACCCUCCCGAGGUAUCUCGCUCUCCCGCUUUGCCUAAGAGACGGAUCCGUGAGGCCACAUACAACGGCAGCCCGCCUAGCCCGCCCAGCUCGCCCCCGCUUCCCGCAAAUGAUCCUACAGACGGGCCGUCCGCACCUCCUGCAACACUUCUGGACAGCCCUUUCAUCGCACCCAUCGAUGGGGAGUCGAUCUUCCUCAAAGGCCCUGCUGAUCAAUCAUUCAUCGAUGAUUUUGACGACACUCUUUCCAUGUCGGAGCUGACGAGCUCCAUGCUUCGCAGAGAGAGCUCUGGAGACCAGCAGCUGCGGCAGCAGAUCAGUGACAUCAUUGAAUCGAUCCCAGCCAAGAUCAAGCUGUCAGCGGAGCCUCCGGCAGUCAACCUGAACCCGCCCGAUCUACAGCUCCCUCGACUCCGCAAGAAGCCAUCCAAGGAGCCGUACAGAAGGAGCCCAUCGGCACUGUCCGUCUUGUCCUCGCGGGCCGCGACACCAUCGUUCACGCUGUCCCCUGCAAAGAACCCUCGGGCGCGAAGCCGUGGCCAGCAGGAGAUCAAAGUCUACCACCUGUCAAGGUCGACUGGCGAACCCCCAAUCAAGCUGUUUAUUCGCUGCGUCGGUGAACAUGGCGAGCGUGUCAUGGUACGAGUCGGAGGUGGCUGGGCUGAUUUGAGCGAGUACCUGAAGGCCUAUGCUACCCAUCAUGGGCGGCGCUCAACCGGGCCGGACAAGACGAAGAUAGAGGUCCGAGGCGUGCCGAGGACUUCUAGCGGACUCAUGACCAGCUUGGGAUCCAGCCCGCCCAGGGCCAGGCCUGCCGCGCCGGACAGCUCGCCCGUGACGCCUCUCACCAUACACAAGACGCGCAGGGCCGCCGGGACUACCAACAACGAGACACAGCGCCUGAGGCCCAAGACACCGGCCGACGCCAGCCGCUCUACCGACAACGCCCCGUCGUCAGAGGAGUCGGUGCGGUCACGGACGAGUUCACGGUUCAGCUGGGAAGACGACGACAGCUCGUUCCUCGGCCUGGCCGGCCCGACGGGCAAGAAGGUUGAGAUGAGCGACGAGAGGCGGGCGUGGGUAGAGAGCAUCACGGAAAAGGUGCGACUUGCCAGCGGCGAGAGGCGCUCCUCAGGUGCGGAUGACAGGGGUCGGUUUGGCGAACUGGGCAAGGUCGGCGGAACAAAGAGACUGUUCCGCAAGACGGAGGAACGGAACUGGAGAUGA